Molecule: messenger RNA, 357 nt
Organism: Vicia villosa (hairy vetch)
Lineage: Eukaryota; Viridiplantae; Streptophyta; Magnoliopsida; Fabales; Fabaceae
Exons: 1
Coding region: 1-357 (118 amino acids)
Molecular function (GO): nucleic acid binding; RNA-DNA hybrid ribonuclease activity
Source: RefSeq, a predicted model, not a curated record
AUGGCUGGGUUAUGGGGUAUUUACACUGGAUUAGAAAUGGUUAUUGAUCUUGGAUACCAUAAUCUUGAGGUUGAGACUGACUCGAAACAAGCAGCAAACUGUAUUCUUAAAGGAAGCUAUACGAAUAUGGUGGUGGGAAACUUAGUGUGGAGUAUUAUUGAGUUGAUGAACUCAUUUGAUCGAGUGAAGAUCCAACAUAUCUACAGAGAGGCGAAUAACUGUGCUAACAUUCUUGCAAUGGAGGGUAAAAAGUUGAUUGGUGAGAGCAAGUUCUUUUCUGAGGCGUCUAUUUGGAUGCGGAAUUCUUUGAAGAAGGAUCAAAAUUCUGUUUGUGUUUCUAGGGUUAUUCCCUUGUAG